AUGCUUCUGGUUUCGCCUGCUUGUAGAGGUGUUUAUCUUCAGACCAUAGAUUCAAAGCCAAUUGAUUUCUCUGCCAAAGCCUCAUACGCAAUUUGCUUUCAGAUUCCUCGUUCGACCCCUAUAAGGAAGUGUUCGAUGAUGUUAGUUUGUUUCAAUAAGAAGCCUACACAACAAUCAAGUUUCAAGAAGCGCCAUGUAUCUACGCAGAAUGUGGAUCUUCCUCCUAUUUUACCAAAGAACAAGAAAAAACCUUAUCCUGUUCCUUUUAAGCAAAUUCAGGAAGAGGGUAGGAAAGAUAAGAAACUUGCUGAGAUGGGCAUAGAGAAACACUUAGACCCUCCCAAGAAUGGAUUGCUAGUUCCAAAUCUUGUCCCUGUGGCUUAUCAAGUGAUAGAUAACUGGAAGUUGUUGAUCAAGGGUUUAGCUCAGCUUCUCCAUGUUGUUCCUGUCUUUGCUUGCAGUGAAUGUGGGGCGGUUCAUGUGGCCAAUGCUGGUCACAAUAUUAAGGACUGCAAUGGUCCAACAAAUUCACAGCGACGUGGCUCUCAUUCAUGGGUCAAGGGCACCAUCAAUGACAUUCUUAUUCCUGUUGAUUCGUAUCACAUGUAUGACCCUUUUGGGCGGCGCAUAAAGCAUGAAACCCGGUUUGACUAUGAAAGAAUCCCAGCAAUUGUUGUGCUAUGUAUUCAGGCAGGAGUUGAGAUCCCAGAGUAUCCUUGUCGCAGAAGGACACAACCAAUCCGAAUGCUGGGGAAGAGAGUGAUCGAUCGUGGUGGAUAUGUUAGAGAGCCUGAUAAGCCUCAGGCAUCAUCAUCAUUAUUAUCUCCAAUAGCCGAGCUUGACACGCUUGGUGCUUGCGAAAGGUAUCCACCUCCCACACCAGAGGACAUACCUAAGAUAGCACAGGAAACAAUGGAUGCUUACGAAAAAGUGAGACUGGGGGUGACGAAAUUGAUGAAGAAGUUCACGGUGAAAGCAUGCGGAUAUUGCUCUGAAGUGCAUGUAGGACCAUGGGGACAUAGUGUGAAGCUGUGCGGAGAGUUCAAACAUCAAUGGAGAGACGGGAAGCACGGAUGGCAAGAUGCUCUUGUGGACGAAGUUUUUCCUCCAAACUAUGUAUGGCAUGUUAGAGACCUUAACGGAAAUCCGCUUACCGGAAAUCUCAGGAGGUUUUAUGGUAAAGCCCCUGCUUUAGUUGAGAUUGGUAUGCACAGCGGAGCUAGAGUUCCUAAUCGCUACAAGGCGAUGAUGAGGCUUGACAUCAUCGUUCCUGAUUCAGAGGAAGCCGACAUGGUCGCAUAG
This is a messenger RNA of Arabis nemorensis, 1302 nucleotides long. The record is from the annotation of a GenBank genome assembly. NCBI's taxonomy places the organism in Eukaryota, Viridiplantae, Streptophyta, Magnoliopsida, Brassicales, Brassicaceae.